This is a messenger RNA of Kwoniella shivajii, 645 nucleotides long. RefSeq lists its product as uncharacterized. Lineage: Eukaryota; Fungi; Basidiomycota; Tremellomycetes; Tremellales; Cryptococcaceae. The record is from RefSeq and is a predicted model, not a curated record. The transcript is spliced from 5 exons. The coding region runs from base 1 to 645 and encodes 214 amino acids. Gene Ontology annotation, biological process: late endosome to vacuole transport; protein transport; endosome transport via multivesicular body sorting pathway. Gene Ontology annotation, cellular component: ESCRT III complex; multivesicular body.
AUGAAAUCCAUCAAUAGGUGGAUGUAUGGACCUACACCAGAGGAAAAAGUGAGAACAUGGCAAGGCAAAUUGAGGCAGCAGGAGAGACAAUUAGAUCGCGAGAUCCGUAACCUCGAAGUAGCGACGUCUAAAUCGAAAUCAGAGCUAAAACAACUGGCUAAGAAGAACGAUAUAAAAUCAGCAAGGAUAUUAGCUAAAGAAGUCGUUAGAGCUAAUAAGCAAAGAGAUAGAUUGGAAAGUAGUAAAGCUAGAGUGAGGUCGGUAGGCAUGCAGUUACAACAUCAAUUGUCCAUGGUAAAAGUGACUGGUGCAUUCCAAAAAUCAACAGAGAUAAUGAAGACUACAAACGCGUUGGUAAAAUUACCUCAAUUAAGCGCUACGAUGCGAGAAAUGAGUAUGGAAAUGAUGAAGAGUGGUAUAAUGGAAGAGAUGAUGGAAGAGACCCUUGAUUCAGUCAAUGACGAUGAAGAACUUGAAGAAGAAGCCGAUGCCGAAGUAGACAAGGUCUUAUUCGAAUUGACAGACGGCAAAUUGGGUCAAGCUGGGAAAGUUGGCGCUGCGUUACCGGAAAACAAAGAAGAAGAAGAAGAGUCAGAAGAGGAGAUACAACGUAUGCGUCGUGAAAUGCAAGAAUUACUCGGGUAG